CUUCUCACCUUUUCAUUCUUUAUUGCAGAAAUUGAAGUGCCAUCGUGGACUUUGUCAGUCAGCAACAUAGAAUCGACAAAGGCUGAGGCAUCAUGGGAAGAGUUUCCACAAAACGCUAUGCCUGCACACAUUGAACAAAUGUUUCUGAAGAUCUCAGAGGCAAAUAAAAACAUCUCCCUGUUACUGCCAGUUUCCGAAUGGGACAGAUCUCGGCAUAUAGACAACCUUUACCCGGAUCGAAAAUACCUGUUACAAGUUGUGGCAUUCACAGGGCCAGGCAUUGAACAUGACAUAUAUUCGAGCGAUAGUGUCUCCAUGAAGACGAAUGAAGGAGCUCCCAGUAUGGCACCGCCGAACGUACGCGUCGAUAACUAUCAUCAAAACAGUAUUAUAGUGCGAUUUGAGGCACUUCCUGAGAGUCAACAUGGCGGUGAUCUGCAAGGAUAUAACGUGUAUUACAAACGUGAGGAGGACCGGCAUGAUCACAACUACCAGGGAGAGAAAGUCACCAUCGGUCCGUCAGAAACACAGGCUGUUAUACACGGAUUAGAAAUAAUGGAAGAGUACUAUGUUUGGGUUUCUGCAUUUAACAGCGAGGAGGGACCACUCUCUUACCCACAAUCAAUUGUAGUUGGUUGUGGUGGCAUGUUCAAUCAAACAGCUGCACUGAUAACAAUUUCCAAAUCAGACUGGGAUACGAGGCAUUGCGUCUGGAAAAUACACGAUAAUGGCUUGGAAAAUGCUGUCUUGUUGAUGUCAGUACACGUCCUGCAUUAUGAAUCUUGCGGCUACGAAUACGCAAAAGUUUACUCAGAAGAAAAUGACUUCUUAAGUUAUCAAGACUGCUCAGAAGUUAGAGGUGAAGUAUUCGAAUUGCCUUUUGGAAAUUCAAGGGUUAUUAUCUCCGAGAUUCUCAUACAGAAUAGCAACAGCUACAUGGAAACUGAAUUGAUUGUUUUGAACGGAGGACUUCAUUCAGCCCAAUCUUCACCUGCUCUCUGGAACAUAUCUGUAUACAGCACAGGAGACAGUGGCAUCGCAUUGGAUUGGUAUGGCUACCCCCCCGACCUGGACAUCGCUUUCUUCAUACUGUCUGUAAACCAAACAACGAUUAGCCCAUAUUACGACGAUCACGACGAUGACGAUCGACAGCUACUGCGCAUUCUUAGAACUUUUAACUCAUCAGAGUCGACUUUUAUCAUGAAGGAACUCCCAGCGGCGACGGAGUUUGCAGCAGUAGUUUACAUCGUAGACAAGAAUAAUGAAAUCAUCAAAAGCGAGCGAAGAACUUUUGGUACAGAAGAGGGAGUGCCAACCGAGGGUCCUCAUGUACAUGACUGGUCUACAAACACAGCUGAACGCAGCGCCUCGUUUCAAAUCAGUCCCUUGGAAGAAAGAUAUCACGGAGGCCAAUUACUUGGUUAUAUCAUUAAAUAUGCCCCAUUGGGUGGUCCAAAUAAUUCAGAAAUAUUGCUCGAGGUAGACGUAGAUACGAGGAGAGUCAACCUGGUCAAUCUAACCGAAGGACCGACAUAUAUCCUUGCCAUUGCUGGAUUCACUAGCAAAGGAGAGGGCAAGCAGCGAAUCUAUGCAAUAACUUUUUGUGGUCGCAUAAUUGAGGAACUUGACACAGAAAUUCAAAGUCCUAAUUAUCCUAGUACUCCAUACAUUGCACCUGACCAACAUGAUGAAAACCCGCAAUGCUACUGGAAUAUGAGACCUGCAGAUCCCAACGUAUCGGCCAUAUUGAUCACAUUCGACGACUUCCUAAUUGGUCGUAGAGAAGACUGGGGUGGAUGCAGUGGUGGAGUCAAGUUUUACUUUCCGGGCCAAUCGGAGCAUGAUGAUAGUACUGGACUCGUACUUUGCGGAAGGAUAGAGAACCUAACUCUUCUUAUAACGGAUAAUGUGUUGAAUCUGAAAGCGUGGGGAUUUGGCUACCAUCGAUACGACGAUGAUUAUCGAGACGGAACUAGAUUUCUGUUCGAUUACAGAGCAGUACCUGGCGAACUCACCACGGUGAUAGGUGAGGAGAUAAGUUCGUGGAGUGUAGCUCAGAUGUCAGUUACCAACGUAUCAAUCACUCUGUCAUGGCCCAGUCCUCCAGCCAGCUUUCUUGGAGAUUCUGCUGUAGAGAAAUACCUUGUUAUCUACGGAUGGCCAAACAGAAAACUAUUUGGAACACAGUGGUUACCUGCAGAACAGCAGAAUACGACAAUCGAUUGGUUGGAUCCUCUCACAAAUUAUACCAUCAAAGUGACCGCCAUAUUAGAAGAUAGAACACGUGGUAGCAUAAGUUGGCAAGAUUUUCGAACAACAGAAGGGGUUCCAUCUCAGAACCCGUACAUUUACUGGUAUAGUGUUGUCGAUUACAGUACAAUUUGGAUUAAGUGGCACAGAGUCGAAGAUCGUUACAUUCGUGGUACUCUGCUUGGAUAUCGGGUUCACAUCUUAGAGGCCGAAUAUCACCAUGGAUCGCAACCGUACAAAAGAGAAAUAACCAUCAAUGACCCAGAUCAAUUUGAUUUCAACAUCACCGGCCUUCCACCAGCAACCAGAUUCCGAAUAUGGGUGGCUGCAUUUACAUCCGUUGGAGAGGGAACCCAGAGACAUGAACAAUGGAUUAAAACAAUUCCAUCUCAGAACCCGUACAUUUACUGGUAUAGUGUGGUCGAUUACAGUACAAUUUGGGUCAAGUGGCACAGAGUCGAAGAUCGUUACAUACGUGGUACUCUGCUUGGAUAUCGGGUUCAUAUCUUAGAGGCCGAAUAUCACCAUGGAUCGCAACCGUACAAAAGAGAAAUAACCAUCAGUGACCCUGAUCAAUUUGAUUUCAACAUCACCGGCCUUCCACCAGCAACCNGGUGA
This is a messenger RNA of Orbicella faveolata, 2868 nucleotides long. RefSeq lists its product as uncharacterized. The record is from RefSeq and is a predicted model, not a curated record. NCBI's taxonomy places the organism in Eukaryota, Metazoa, Cnidaria, Anthozoa, Scleractinia, Merulinidae. Gene Ontology annotation, biological process: cell-matrix adhesion. Gene Ontology annotation, molecular function: protein binding; calcium ion binding.